This is a messenger RNA of Solanum pennellii, 1674 nucleotides long. Its product is annotated as kinesin-like protein KIN-1. Gene Ontology annotation, cellular component: kinesin complex; microtubule. The record is from RefSeq and is a predicted model, not a curated record. NCBI's taxonomy places the organism in Eukaryota, Viridiplantae, Streptophyta, Magnoliopsida, Solanales, Solanaceae. The transcript has 15 exons. Gene Ontology annotation, molecular function: ATP binding; microtubule binding; plus-end-directed microtubule motor activity. Gene Ontology annotation, biological process: microtubule-based movement; cytoskeleton-dependent intracellular transport. The coding region runs from base 105 to 1487 and encodes 460 amino acids.
UUCUCGAAGCUCUUUUGGCGGGAAAAUCUUCAUAGCGUUGUUGAUCAAAUACGAGUAUACAUAGAUCUUUUUUUUUAAUUGAUUGAUCGUUGAUCAGCUUUAAAAUGUCUACUAUGAAAGUUUGUGUGUUAUUCAGGCCUCUAAAUUCGAAGGAACUAUCUGAGUUCGGCGAUGCUGUCUCUGUUCAAGGAAUUAACUCUGAGUCCUUCAUAGUCAAGGAUGAGAAGGAACAGGAAUUUGAUUUUACCUUCGACAGAGUUUUCUAUCAAGGAUCUGAACAAGCUGAUAUAUAUGAAUUUCUAGCUCUGCCUAUAGUCCAAGGUGCCCUAGAUGCAAUAAACGGUACAAUUAUCACUUAUGGUCAGACAGGAGCAGGAAAGACAUAUAGCAUGGAGGGACCAAGCAUUGUAGAUUGUGAAAGCAAGAAGAAAGGCCUAUUGCGGAGAGUGGUGGAUGGGCUUUUUGAGGCCAUAACGAAUUCAGAGAAACCUAGCAAAUACACAAUCAAAUUAUCAAUGGUAGAGAUCUACAUGGAGAAAGUAAGAGAUCUCUUUGAUUUAUCGAAGGACAACAUACAAAUAAAAGAGAGUAAAGUUCAUGGAAUUGUUCUAAAUGGAGCAACAGAAGUAGCUAUAUCCAACUCUGCAGAAGCAUUGCAAAGCUUGUCUAGUGGGAUAGCUAAUAGAGCAGUCGGAGAAACACAAAUGAAUAUGUCGAGCAGCAGAAGCCAUUGCCUCUACAUAUUUACCGUCCACCAAGAUCUUACAAAGGAUAAAAGUAGGACCAAAUUUGGAAAGCUGAUACUCGUAGACUUGGCGGGGUCAGAAAAAGUUGAGAAGACUGGAGCUGAAGGUAAAAUUCUUGAAGAAGCAAAGACCAUCAAUCAGUCCCUCACAGCACUUGGGAAAGUGAUAAAUGCCAUGACUAGCAGCACUCCAGGAAAACCAACUCAUAUUCCUUAUCGUGAUUCUAAGCUCACUCGGAUCCUACAAGAUGCUCUUGGUGGAUGCUCUCAGACUGCAUUACUUUGCUGUUGCUCUCCAAGCCCUUCCAAUUCUUCAGAGAGCCUCUCCACCCUGCGAUUUGGUGCUAGAGCAAAGCAUGUAAAGGCAUCAGUACAUGUUAGUUGCAAGGAAGAUCUAGACAAUACCAAGGAUGCCACAGUCUAUACUUAUGUAGACGAGUCCAGGGAGAGAAUAUUGGCCAAGCUGAGAGAGAGAAUGACUGACGAUGAUGUCCUAUUGCUUGAGAAAUUAUUUGUACUGGAGGGAAUUUUCUUUGAUCCCAAUUCAAUUGACGAGAUAGAUGCCGCAUAUGAAGAUGUUACAUCAAGGACAAUCUCAUCAUUGCAUAAAGCCGUGGAAGAGCUGAGUACUGGUGUAGAGAAGAUGAAAAUGGAGAACGUCGCUCUUAAGGCCAGCUUGAAAGUUUCUGAAGAGUUUUAUCAACAUCAACUCGAAAGAAGGUCACUCUGCUUCAUUCUCUGAUUGUAAUUAUGGACCUUCAUUUUUAAAGACUGCAUUUAAGACAUGAAUAUUGGAUUCGAUAAUAGGUUACUUGUCAUCUCAUGACACUUUCAUUUUUUGGACAUGUAAAGGAAGCCUUAAAAGUUAGCAAUUCGUGGAAGCAACUUCCCAUUUUGCUUUCAGGAAGGAUUGAAGUUUUUUGGGCCCA